Molecule: messenger RNA, 1565 nt
Organism: Lindgomyces ingoldianus
Lineage: Eukaryota; Fungi; Ascomycota; Dothideomycetes; Pleosporales; Lindgomycetaceae
Product: peroxisomal membrane protein pex16
Exons: 4
Coding region: 55-1197 (380 amino acids)
Biological process (GO): peroxisome organization
Cellular component (GO): peroxisomal membrane
Source: RefSeq, a predicted model, not a curated record
UCCACACAACGACGGCCUCCGCGAUAAGUCAACCCAUUCAUUGGGGCGACCACAAUGUACAAGCAGGCGAGCCAGCGGACAAACCAGGCCUUAUCGUUGCCUCCGAAAUGGUUCGGGAUGUACUCCGACUUCAUCACGAAGAACGCCAGCGCCGUGUCACAGAUCGAGUCUGCGCUGCGCUCACUAACGUAUAUCAUCCCUGGCCGAUUUCGAGAAUCUGAGAUCGCUUCCGAGUCUUUACAUAGCGGCGUCCAGCUCCUCUCUCUUUAUCAUGACUCUCUUUUGGCGAAGGCGAUCGCGCGACUUCCUGGAACACAACGACACCAUCCCACACCCCACAGUCGUUACACCCGCUUCUGGACCCAGCGAUCCCCAACCUACAAGCGGCUAGCGCUGUUACUUCAGAUGAUCCAGUACACCGAGCUGCUAUGGGAGAUGGCUGCGAAGAGGAAAGGAGAGAGGAUGCGGUGGCGCGUCGUGGUGUUGCUCGAGGUCAUCAAGGCCUUUUGUCGGUUGCUGCUGUUGCGGUUGACCAACUCGAGGCCGCUUCUGUCACCGCCCCUUCCUCAAAGAGAGGUGGACCCGAGUACCUUGGAAGACUCUUCGGCAUCCGCAGAUGGAAUGGAUACGCCUCCGAGUGAAGGCUCGGUGGACGCGGAGAACUGGACGAUGCCUAGGACAGGGCUGUCCAUGCCAAGCCUGCCGGAUUCGUCUGAUAUCUCCAGCUAUCUCCUCUCCAAGGUUCUCACUGCAGACGACAUCAAACCUCCGAAGGCGUUGCUUCACCGUGUAAGUGGGAAGGGUGAGCUAGCAGAGGUUCUGUACAUCCUGAGACCCGUUGUUUAUGCUUUGGCCAUGCAACACUUCAGUGGGGACAGGAAGAGCUGGCGUCCAUGGUUGAUAGGGUUGAGUAUCGAGUAUGGAGCAAGACAAUUAGCCAAGAAAGACUUCCAAGAAAGACUGGCCGGCGGACUAAGGGGUCUGACCGGCCUUGAGAGGGAGGAACUGAAGAAGCGUGGUUGGGCGCUUGGCUGGUGGAUGAUGCGCGGUGCCUUUUAUGAAAAUAUCACCAAGGCUUGGAUACACUCGGUCACGCGAAAGCUUAGAAACAAGCCUCUAUUAGACAUUGUCGGCGGUGUCAUUGAGGACUACGAAUUUCUCUGGGAUCAGUAUUAUUUCCCAACCGCAACUCUUUAGCACUUUCUUUUGUCAGUAUGGAAGGUUUCGGGAUGAGCACUUUGGAGGACGGGUGGCUCCGCUGUUGUAAGAAUAUGCAUUGGAUAUUGGGAGGGAUGUGAGCACGAAACUUCAUUGUAAGCGCCAGUAGGGAAUGUUUCGGGCCACUUCAGUUUGUGGGACUACUGGCUUGGUCUCUAAUUGCUAUUCCCUGGUGUCGUAUCUGGCUUUCUUACGUCUUACGUCUUUUAUUUGCAUCUCUGUGCCUUCUUUUGGACUUUCCCAAAGUUGGCUAGGCUUGUUUAAAAGGGAGACAUAUUCUAAUGCUCUCUCAUUCAAACUCAUAAUCUCGUUCCACACAGGUAUCCCAACUCCAAACAAUGAAAGCU